AGUCUCUCAAUGGCACUUUCCAGCCAAACAAAUACACAAAUUGUAGUUUUUUUUUUCGGGGGUAUAAGUUUGGGAAACGCGAUUGGGCGCCCAGAUUCUCAUCCCUUCCCCGCAGCUAAGGCUCAGCAGAGUAUUCGGUAAACCGCUUGGGAAAUCGCGCGGUCCGGGAGUGUGGGUGAAAGAGCAAUAAACCUCCCUUUGGCAUGGCUUUCCUCGCGCGAGUCUCACGCGCGCGCCAAGUAAAAAGGAAAACAAUCCCGCCGACGAGAGACCUACCUCAGUUGCAUGUCUGAGUCCUUAGUGGGUAGUUGGAGUCUCCUCAGACAAGAAGUGUCCUCCUGAAAGUGAAAGAACCCAGUGCAGUGGAACUGUAUGUCUCUUGGGGAAUUGCGCCAAGUGUAUGUGUUCUUGUGAAUUUUAUAAUGUGAUUGUGGAUAACUCUUGGGGCGAUGUUUCUGGUGAAGAUUGUCGUAUGUUUCCUGCUUUUUCAACUCGUUGAGGUGGUAUAUGGAGCCCGUGAACCACCUACGGUGGCCAUUCCGGAUCAGGGUACCGUUAUGGGUACCUAUCUCAAGAUGUUUCGGAUUCAGGCCGUAGUGGCUUACCUGGGCAUUCCCUAUGCUCAGCCACCCAUCAAUGAGAAUCGUUUUGCACCUCCAGUUGUGGACAAUUUGCCCACUUGGGAGGGCAUCCGAAAUGCCAGUCAACUGCCUGCGGAUUGUCUCCAGAGCGCUACGAGAACAGUAAAAAAGCACGAAGAAGCUCUGCAAGCAUUAAUAGCGCCCCAAAUGGCUGCCAUGGGGGGCACUAUGGGAGGUGGAAGUGGCAGUGGUGAUGGAGAUGGUGGCACUACAGCAGCUCCUCCGAGACAAUUCGACGAGGACUGUCUCUUUGUUAACGUCUACAUUCCGGAUGCUCCUGCUCCUCCGGAUGGAUUUGCUGUGAUAGCUUGGCUCCAUGGAGGAGAUUUCUCCUCUGGCAGUGCCACUGAACUCAAUCCCUUCCAACUAGUUCUCAAGCAGAAGGUCAUUGUGGUGUCCAUUGCCUUUCGUUUGGGCAUUUUUGGCUUCCUAACAACAGCAGAUGGUGAGGCCCCAGGAAACUUUGGUCUUAUGGACCAAUCUGCUGCCCUUUUGUGGGUCAAACGCAAUAUAAAACAUUUUGGCGGAAAUGAAAAUACAAUCACAGCAAUGGGACACGGUGCUGGCGCAAUCAGUGUUGGUCUGCAUUUGAUUUCUGGGGAUUGGUCAGAGGGACUGUUCACUAGGGCUGUGAUGAUGUCAGGGAGUCCUCUGUUGGACACAAAUGUACGCGAAGCCAAGAGCUAUAUGUCUGCUCUGGAUAGGACAGCAAAGACUUUUGGAUGUUUCCGGAGACCAACUUCAAAGCUACUGAAUUGCCUGAGAAAUGUACCGGCACAGAUCUUGGCGGACAGUGGACCUGUGACAGAUUGGGGUCCAGUGGUGGAUGAUGGAUUGAGUAAUACAACAACUCCCUUUAUUCCGGACACACCCAAGGCUCUUGUGGAGCGUGGACAGAUCAGACAGAUGCCUCUGCUGAUUGGAUUCACAGACAUGGAGGAAGUGCUAGAGCUUGCUGUUGGUGAUAUUCUGACUGAAGGGAUCUCAUCGGAGAUGUAUGAUACUCUUCUAGGGGAUAUGGUGUUAAAUGAACUCUCUCAAUUUGAGUCUAAUGAUACUUGUGUGGGUAACAAUCAGAUUGUGAUUGAUGCAGUGAAUUUUGUGUACAAGCCCUAUCCUCCAACAAUGGAACCUACCAUCCUCCGAAAGCGUUUUAUCGAUUUUAGCACAGAGAAGAAAUUUGCAGCUCCAGCAAUUCAAUUAGCGGCUGCCAUGAGUCUCAAGAAAGGCGAUGUCUAUGCCUACAGAUUUGACAUGAAAGCCCGAUCUCCGGGUGUACUUGAAGGAGUCCCAGAUUGGGUUGGCGUCCCUCAUGGUUUUGAUUCUCUAUUUGUCUGGGGUCUGCCCUACUGGGCUCAGUUGCCGUCUGGUGCACAAUGGGACCGGGCUGAUAAACAAAUUGCCGAGAUCAUCAUGACUCUGUGGGCAAAUUUUGCUAAAUUUGGUAAUCCCACAGAGAUGGGAGUGUACAUAAAAUGGGAAAAGUUCACAGCUGACUCCCCUGGGAUUCUAAUUGUAGACAGAGCUUUCAAUAUGAGCGAUCGGUCAAACAUGAACUAUGGCUCAGUACAAUUCUGGAAUGAAUACUACCCCAAAGUAGUUACAUUCGCCAGUCAGUGCUGCAAUUCAACUAGUUUAGCCACUUCUAUACGUCUCUAUCCACCAGGAGAGACUAGAAACCUACUCUUUGUUCAUUGUUUCAUCAUCCUGACGACGCUUAUUAUAUGGACGUAAUGAGAGGCCCUCAGAGGAUGUGUAUAAAUAGCAAUCAAAAGUUCAAUGAUGAGAUAGGUGAGAUAAAUCACCCAUUUCCAAAAAGGUUUUCUCUCUUGACUCUCUAACUUCUCUACAUAGCAUAGAUGAAAUUAAAUAUCAUAUCAUGUAUUUGGAAACUCGAUGGUUUUGAAUUUAAACUAUCUGUGAUAACGUUUUGUAAGCUUUGUAGAAUGAUUUCUAAGGUAAUAACCCUCCAAUUUUCUAUAUUAGGAAUAUAGCAACAAGUUAUUUGGGGAUACCCUUAAAAAUUGAUUUUUAAGUCUUUAAGGACGAUUGGGUCACCGGUGACCCAAAACUGAAAAUUUUCCUACGGCCUUCUAAAGCUAUGUUUUGUUCUAAAAAGUCAGAAAAAGUGAUUUUUUCAGUGCACCAAUUUUUGACCUUCUCGUCCUUAAAGUUAAAAAGUUCAAAAUUAAUUAGUCAAAGUUAAAAAUUAAUUGUAGUCUUAAAAGAAAGCUGAAGAAUUUUAAUUUCAAGGAAAAAUUUUGCUGUUCUGUUCGUUCUUGAUUCUGUUAUGGACUGAGAGCCUGAAUGAUUAAAUUGUAUCGUAUUUGGAAUCAUGACGAUCCGUAUUUGCCCUUUCCAAAAUUGUUAUUCGUCAAAGAAUGACUUUGAUUUUCCGUUUUCAUAUCCGCGAUGGAAAUAUUGUUUCUUUUACAAUCCGUCUACAAAUUGGCAACAAACCGAUUUUGAAAUUGUUAUACUUUAAAGCAAUUUUAGGAUAAUUUUUAUAAGUACCGUAAUGCCCUAGACACACUUACGACUUAAGC
This is a messenger RNA of Phlebotomus papatasi, 3187 nucleotides long. RefSeq names its product cholinesterase 2. The record is from RefSeq and is a predicted model, not a curated record. The coding region runs from base 450 to 2375 and encodes 641 amino acids. Gene Ontology annotation, cellular component: cell surface; postsynaptic membrane; synapse. NCBI's taxonomy places the organism in Eukaryota, Metazoa, Arthropoda, Insecta, Diptera, Psychodidae. Gene Ontology annotation, molecular function: neurexin family protein binding; signaling receptor activity. Gene Ontology annotation, biological process: neuron cell-cell adhesion; synaptic vesicle endocytosis; modulation of chemical synaptic transmission. The transcript has 2 exons.